Molecule: messenger RNA, 4216 nt
Organism: Pseudogymnoascus verrucosus
Lineage: Eukaryota; Fungi; Ascomycota; Leotiomycetes; Thelebolales; Thelebolaceae
Exons: 1
Coding region: 469-3792 (1107 amino acids)
Source: RefSeq, a predicted model, not a curated record
ACCCCAUCCCCCUCUCACUAUCUGCUAUCCCCGGGGCCUCCGACAUAGCCCUCUCUAAUUCCCCUCUCUUUCCAGUUACUAUUUUCCCAAUCUCUUUCCUUCACGAUUUUUAAAAAAGUUCGACUUGAUUAUUCGCAUAGGUGUUUAUUUGUGGCUAUCUGGUGACUAUUGCGAUCAACUGAUGCGAGCAUUAAAUAAUACGUCAACGGCCGCAUUCGUUUAGUCGUUAAUCACCCAGGUCACCUUUUUGAAACACGAGCCAUCCCGAUAGCUUUGACUAGGCAGGCUGGCACAAUCUCGUCCAAGCAAGGCGCUUCAGAACACUCUUGUUCGCCACAACCCACGCUUCUCUGCAGGACGGAGGAGCUUUUCAUCUUCAAGGUCUAGUAAAAUAGCAUCCUACGCCGUUCGAACAUGCUCAAUUGAAGACUCCACGCUCGCUUUGGUUCCAUUUGUGUCACCCCGGAUAUGGAGGUCUUGUCAGGCGCUGCCAGUUCAGCCUUGCCGCGCUCCCACUCCUCGUCCAACCUUCCAACCCGCCAGUCCAGCGAAUUCAAACAUGUCCGAUCUACUCGUGAUUCCGAAGAAUUACCUCGGUCUGCCAGCUUCACCUUCCUACCAGGUCUCGACCUCGACACCUUCAAACUCAACGACUACUUUGACGCUGAGGUACCAGUUGAACCAUUCAAGCUCUCCCGGACAUCAUCGGAAGCUACGAUUACUGAGAAGGGUCAUUCGAAACAUGGAGAAAGUAAAAGCCAACAGCAAGGGCUACAGGCAGCCGACAAACGCAAAUCCACUGUGUCGGGGUGGGUGUCAAGGGUCCGAGGGAGCCCCGAACGGACCAUAUCGUUACCCUGGAAGGCACCUACCGACCGAACCACGCAGUCUCGUCCUAUACCGAUAAGAACUUCCUCAACGAGGUCGACAGCGUCGCAAUCGCGAGCACAAUCUGACGACAGCAGUUCUUCCAGAUCGUCCUCCAGGUCGCCUUCCCCAAGCAAGAAGCUGGUGUCUGAUUUGAUGGGCCACAGCCCUGAUGAUCAUUCCACACCUCCAAGCUCUAUAUCAUCCUCAAGCCCGAAACAAUCUAUAGCUGCCUUAUCGAUACGAUCUGGGCUAUCUAAAGCGAAGAACCGAUCUGAGAGCCCAGGGGCGGGAUUAGUGAGAAGGGGUACUCAGCUACUCAAGCGGUCAAAGAAGAUUCAGACCAGCACCUUUGAUGACGGCAGCUCUCGAUUUUCAAACACAUCCAACAACAGCUUGGGAGGAAUAUCUACGCUGAACAUCAAUGGCCUAUCUACCCCCGCAACAAGCAGACCAAACUCGAGAGGCCUGAAAGGCAAGCUUGCCCCUCUGGCAAUGCACUCAGCACAGAAGAAAGAUGAGCUCUGGCCGGCCUUUUGUUCAUUGGACUCUGAUUUCCGGAAAUUCCAGACCAAGACGAGUGCUUUAAAGGCUCAGGUCGUACGAUCGACUCUCUUGCCAUUUCUACGAAAUGAUUUCUAUCUUGAUCACCCAUCGACUAGAAAUCUAGAACCCGAGCACCUGGAUAGAAGAGUCAAUGUUCUCGAUAAGUGGUGGAUAGGAUUACUGGACAUGAUUGACACGCAGAAUGGCAUGUCAGGAGUGGACAGGCCAGUGAUUCUCGAGGCCAUGGCAGAGAUCAUGGCCCGGCCAGAAUGGCGGUUACCACCGUCCCUAUUCGCACCAUUGGGGGACAAGCCAGCGGCUACUGAUAUGGCAAGGAGUCAAUCUACUGGAUCUUUCUCAUCUAGCUCAUCUGGAUUUGUUACCGAUUCGGUUUAUCAUAAUGUACGCACGACAUUUAUUCGAAAUUUGAAUGCCCAGAUGAGCACUAUUGUGGAGAAAAUGUCUCUUAGACAUGCCCCAGCAAGUCUUGUUACAUUUUGUGGGAAAGCCACCGCAUAUGCCUUCUUCUUUUGCCCUGGAGUCGCCGACGCACUUGUGCGGGUCUGGAGAACACCACUGGAAACGGUCAAGAGAGUCGCAGAUGAAUUUGGAUUGCCCCGACGGUAUACCAGCCCGAAUGGUGGGAGCGACGAUAUUGUCGACGCAUUUCCACCCAAUCUGCAAAUGCUGGGUUGGACAUCAGCAAAGAUGCUUUCCAACCAGCUACAAAGACCUGCAAAGCUGCCUCUGGAGGUUGCAAAGAUCGCAUGGGGUGGCGCAUGGGCUGGCCGAUGGUGUGGACGAGACAGCGACCUGUUUUACGUGUUCUGCAAGCAUUAUCAUAUUCUCAUGGAGGAAUUUGUACCUGCUGACACACCACUUAUCGAGAAGGCCCGGGCACCGGCAUUCGUGCUUGUGCAUGCCCAGAUUGUGACGGUGCUUGAUGGAACGUUUAACAGGAAGCCAGCAGCUGCAGCUGGAGCUGGCCCGAUAUCGCUACUUGGUGGCUCUCUGGCGGGUGCUGAUGCAUCAGCAGCGGCUCUACCACUUCUGCCAUCCAGCAAUCUAGUUCGACUGAUGUGUGAGAACCGUCUGAUUAUGCUGGUGCGAGACUUCUUGUCGGAACAGCCACAGGACGUCAGCGAGGCACGGCGAACAUUCGCAGAGUCAUUUGCGCUCUCUUUGAAAGCUGCCACGAAGAGGACAUCGCUGUAUAACCACAACGCAUGUUCCAUCUUGUGCGACUUUCUCGAGGAGGUUCUUCCGAUAUACCUGCGGUACAACACCACGAACUCAUUCCAUAUCGACUGCAUCGACUGGUGGUUCUGGCUCGAAGUCUGCCAAAAGAUGCUAGAAAGCGACAACCAAAUGACCGAAAUCCGCCUCCUAUCCUUCGUCUACACGACCUGGAACAUCCUCACCGUCGUCGACCACCGCAAAGAAGUCGUCUGCCUCGACUGGCUCCUCUCCGAGCCCACCUUCGAAAAACUCUUCAUGCACUGGUCCCCCAUGGUCCGCGCCUACUUCAUGCGCCUCCUCUGCUGGCGCAUCUGCCGCUUCGAAAACGACGCCACCCAGCUCGAGACCCAGAUCCUCAGCACCGUCUCCUCGCGCCUCAAGCGCAUCUGGUCCUACUACCAGCACCAGAAACACACCGCCCUCCACACCAGCAGCCCCAUCCCCUCAUCAACCCCCUGCCUCCCCGCCCCAGGCCGUCGCCUCCUAAUCAUCCGCAACGAAACGCACCCACCGCCACCAAACCACUUCCUCAGCUUCGACGGCAUCAUCUCUGGCGCCCCUCGCCCACCCUCCCCUACACGCCGCCACUCCACCGCCCCAUCCCCACCUCCCCCUGCCGACUCCACCGCGCCCCGCCGCCGCUGGAGCAUCCUCGGCAAAAUAAACCCCUUCAUAGCCGACCCUAAUGCCCCCCCCCAACCCACAACCCUCGAAGCCGCCCGCCUCGCCACAGCAGCCUCGCGCUCCCCAUCCUCUUUCUCUCCCUCUCCCCCACCCGCACCUGCACCUGAUCCACCUACCCCAACCUACCGCGCUUUCUCCUUCCGCUUCUCUCUCGAGUGGCACGGCGGCCACAUGCAGAGCGCGUCAGACCGGCGCAUCUUCGGGCGCGACCGCGUGCUCGGCGUGCCGCGGCUCCCCGGGGCGGCUCAGACGUUCUUGCUGGAGACGGUGGAGGGCGCGGCGGAUGAGGUGCCGGGAGUCCAGGGGGGUUCGAGGUAUGCGGGACGUGCGCUGGCGGAGUGGGAGAUGGUUGCGAGGGAGCUGGAGGGGUUUGUGGAGAGGAGGUUUGGGGAGGGGGUUCCGAGUCUUGGGGCCGUGGAGGUGCCUGAGUUGAGGGCUGAGGGGAGGAGGUGGUAGGUUGAGGAAUCGGAAGACAGAACGGAUGGUUGAGCGGACGAGAGUGGCAGGAUGGCUGGGAUUGCAGUCCUGUCGAGCGGUUCAUCGUUGUCAUGAACAUUUUUUUAUUGUAUUUGUGGAGAGGCUACUUUGAUUUUUAUCUCACCGGCGUCUCUACCUCACCGGGAGCCCUGCGCAACGCCGUGGGCUACCCAUUGCUCCUUUUUUUUUCUCUUAGUUUAUACCGCGGACUGGCUUGGAUGAGUCGCAUCAUUUGUUUUUUCAUAUAUGGGGAGUUUGGCUGGGGGUGGAUUUGUAUAAUGGCUUCAGGGCCCAGAAAAUGGGAGGAAAUGGAUGGAUGGAUGGAAAUACGGUGGAGUGGGAAUUAUUUACACAUUACAAAGGAGUACAUACCUAGAACUCGGAAUACCAUAUUGUUUUUCAG